CUGAGUCACUGGGCUGUGCAAGUGUACAAAGGAGAGUGGGUGGACGCUCGCACUCGGUCUGCCCUACCUCUCCCAAGGGCUCGGGAUGCUACCGUGUGCAGAGCUCCACAGGUCUGCUGCUUGACGAGGAAUCAGAGCCAGCAUUGAGUCCUUGUGGACAGCCAGGCACGCUGGGAUAGCCCUGCCCAGAAGAGGAAAUCAGGCACUGCUGUCCCCAGGGAAAGCAACAGCGGUGUUUUGGUCGCCACCUGCUGCAAUCAGUCUCACAGAGUCAUGUGGCUGGAACUCCUCCUGGCCUCAGUGCUGGGCCUUGUCAUCUACCGGAUUGUCUCCCGGGACAAGGAGGAAACCUUACCACUCGGAGAUGGCUGGUGGGGCCCAGGGUCGAAGUCCUCAGCCAGAGAAGAUGAGAGCAUCCGACCUUUCAAGGUGGAAACAUCAGAUGAGGAGAUCCAGGACUUACACCAGAGGAUCGAUAGGUUCCGGCCAUCCCCACCUUUGGAGGGCAGUCACUUCCACUAUGGCUUCAACGCCAGCUACCUGAAGAAAGUGGUGUCCUACUGGAGGAACGAGUUUGACUGGAGGAAGCAGGUGGAGAUCCUCAACCAGUACCCUCACUUCAAGACCAAGAUUGAAGGGCUGGACAUCCACUUCAUCCACGUGAAGCCUCCCCAGCUGCCCUCAGGCCGCACCCCAAAGCCCUUGCUGAUGGUACACGGCUGGCCCGGCUCCUUCUAUGAGUUCUACAAGAUCAUCCCGCUGCUGACUGACCCCAAGGCCCAUGGCCUGAGUGACGAGCACGUGUUUGAAGUCAUCUGCCCCUCCAUUCCUGGCUAUGGCUUCUCAGAGGCAUCUAGCAAGAAAGGCUUCAAUACGGUGGCCACCGCCAGGAUCUUCUACAAGCUGAUGUCGCGACUGGGCUUCCAGAAAUUCUACAUUCAAGGCGGGGACUGGGGGUCCCUCAUCUGCACCAACAUGGCCCAGAUGGUUCCCAACCACGUGAAAGGCCUACACCUGAAUAUAGCUUUCAUGACAAAAAAUAUCUACAACCUGACCCCACUCCUGGGCCAGCGCUUUGGGAGAUUUCUUGGCUACACUGAGAGGGAUAUCGAGCUGCUGUACCCCUUCAAGGAAAAGGUUUUCAAUAGCAUCGUGAGGGAGAGUGGCUACCUACACAUCCAGGCCACCAAGCCAGACACUGUGGGCUGUGCUCUGAACGACUCGCCCGUGGGCCUGGCUGCCUACAUCUUAGAAAAGUUCUCCACCUGGACCAACCCAGAAUACCGUGACCUGGAGGAUGGAGGCCUGGAGAGGAAGUUCUCCCUGGAAGAUCUGCUGACCAACAUCAUGAUCUACUGGACCACAGGAACCAUUGUCUCCUCCCAGCGCUUCUACAAGGAGAACCUGGGCCAGGGCGUCAUGGUCCAUAGGCAUGAAGGGAUGAAGGUCUUGGUGCCCACCGGCUAUGCUGCCUUCCCUUGUGAGCUACUGCAUGCUCCAGAAAAGUGGGUGAAGGUCAAGUACCCCAAGCUCAUCUCCUAUUCCUACAUGGAGCGUGGGGGCCACUUUGCUGCCUUUGAAGAGCCCAAGCUUCUGGCCCAGGACAUCCGCAAGUUCGUGUCCCUCGCUGAGCUGCAGUGAUGCCCUUGGGGACCAACCACAGCCUCAGCAGCCGCCCUGGCACCUCCCCUGGCUCCCUUAAGAAAGACGCCCCCUUUUGAAGAAAUGAGCUUAAGAUUUUGUGCCCUGCAGGCUCUGGGAGCCUGGGUGUGCUCCUCCACAUCUUACCACCCCUUAGGUCACGGACCUUAAAACAUGUGGUCACUUUAAGACCCAGGUGCCCCCAAGUGCCCCAGCUCUGGGAAGAUCUAGCCACGCCUCCCCCAGAGAAGGGUAUGGUGGUAUUUUGUUUGUGCUUUAAUAAUAAAGUUUGCCUGAAGAUCAGA
Molecule: messenger RNA, 1946 nt
Organism: Arvicola amphibius (Eurasian water vole)
Lineage: Eukaryota; Metazoa; Chordata; Mammalia; Rodentia; Cricetidae
Product: epoxide hydrolase 1-like
Exons: 9
Coding region: 274-1641 (455 amino acids)
Biological process (GO): epoxide metabolic process; arachidonate metabolic process
Molecular function (GO): epoxide hydrolase activity
Source: RefSeq, a predicted model, not a curated record